AUGUCUCGAGUCGAUUCUUUACACGGCUACGAACUAUACAUUGGGAGGAAGGGUUGUACAAGGGCACUUUGGUUAAAGUCAAUGUAUGUUGUCUGGAGGGCAGAGGCAGGGGUUCGGGAGGCUGCAGUAGAGGCAUAUGUCUUGGUGGCUAUUGAAAUACUAUCUGUUGCAGUAUUAAUGGAGGUUGCUGUUUUCGUAUCUCUUGAACAGAUUCGCCACGUUGAGGGUCCCAUCGCUGCUUCCAGAGUACAGGGCAAUACCCCAGAGGCUGGUCAAGGACAGGCUCUGCACUUUUCGUCGGCUCUUCGAGACUGGAGUGAUGCUAUCCAUGCCAGGCUUUAUCAAAGUCCUUGUAAGCACGACAUACGAGAUUAUAAAGGCGCGCGAGUCAAGCGUACCACUGUGAUUGCGAUCGAAUGCAUUAGUAAUGAUGGUAGUUAUUUAAACACUAUGAUUAUUUGGCCAGCGAAUUCCCAUCGAAGCAACUGGACCACGUUCCCUACCCCUAAAUGGCAAUAUGCAUGCUCUGACUCUGAGUUCUGUUUCAAGAAUAAUAUUCUUUUAUGUCGUCUCCCCUUUCAUACCUCCCACAAGCUCCAACCUUGUGAUGUAGCAGUGUUUGCUCCACUCAAGGCGACUUAUCGAGAGACUGCCGCACGAUAUUUUAAUAGAGUUGAUAGAUGGAUAGAUUGA
Sclerotinia sclerotiorum 1980 UF-70 is the source of this 693-nucleotide messenger RNA. RefSeq lists its product with no specific name. The transcript has 4 exons. The coding region runs from base 1 to 693 and encodes 230 amino acids. The record is from RefSeq and is a predicted model, not a curated record. Lineage: Eukaryota; Fungi; Ascomycota; Leotiomycetes; Helotiales; Sclerotiniaceae. Gene Ontology annotation, molecular function: nucleic acid binding.